Messenger RNA from Sturnus vulgaris (Common starling), 2544 nucleotides. NCBI's taxonomy places the organism in Eukaryota, Metazoa, Chordata, Aves, Passeriformes, Sturnidae. The record is from RefSeq and is a predicted model, not a curated record.
UAUCUGUGCUACAUCACACUGGGAGAACAGCAGUAGUUUAGCGUUUUGCUCCCUUUGUGAACCUUUUUUCAUCCACUGCUGUUCCCUUUCACUUGUGCACAUUCCCAGUGAGUGAAUCCACCAGCACACAAAAAAAUGGUUCAGUGAACCGUGACUGUACAAAUAAAAAUUGCCUUUCCACAGAAUAAAAGAAGAGACGCUUUUCUUCAAUUCAUAAUGCAAACGUAAAGCCUCAGCUGAGAAAUGCUGUUUUGUGAGAUUCUUGUUGUUUUUAUAGGUGCAUUUCUGGGUGUAAUGUUCUCUCACGCUUAAGCAGUUGGAAUGUAACCAUCAGUUUCCUUUCAAUUGCAAAACUCAAAUUAUGUUUGGAAACACAAGAGAAAACAAGUCUUGCUUGUCUUUUGGACAAAUACCUCGAGAGGUUGUUUAAAUUGUGGGCUGGUUUGCUGGAAUUAAGGCCAUAAUGUAAUAAAAGCAUAAAAGAUCCCUGACACGUGGACUGGUGGCUUUGUUCAGGAUUUCUAAUGAACAUCGCCCCUCUACCCUCGGGUGGUGACAGUCCCCUCACUGACACGUGCUCAGCUUUAGCUCGUUUGUGUAUUGCAGAUAAUCCAAAGACUCAUAAAAGUGUGAAAACACCAAAACAGCUGAAAUUUAGCUGACACUUGGAAGGUUUGAGCAUCCCAGAGCGAUUCUGAACUCUGACUUCAGCCUGACACCAUCCCCAGGGAUCUGGGCACCAUGACAGCGCUGUCCCCCAACCUCUCGUGCCACCACCACUCCAUUGACGACUUCCGCAACAGCGUCUACUCCACGCUCUACUCCAUGAUCAGCAUCACGGGCUUUGUGGGGAACGGCGUGGUGCUCUACGUGCUGAUCCGCACGUACCGCCAGAAAACGGCCUUCCAGGUCUACAUGCUCAACCUGGCCCUGUCCGACUUCCUCUGCGUGCUCACCCUGCCCCUGCGCGUCAUCUACUACGUGCACAAGGGCCACUGGUUCUUCAGCGACUUCCUCUGCCGCCUCUCGUCCUACGCGCUCUACGUCAACCUCUACUGCAGCAUCUUCUUCAUGACGGCCAUGAGCUUCUUCCGCUGCAUCGCCAUCGUCUUCCCGGUGCGCAACAUCGGCCUGGUGUCGGAGAGGAAGGCCAAGUUUGUGUGCGUCGGCAUCUGGGUGUUCGUCACGCUGACGAGCGCGCCCUUCCUGCGCAACGGGACGUACCAGCACGGCAACAAGACCAAGUGCUUCGAGCCGCCGGAGAACUCCCACAAGACGAACGUGGUGGUGAUCCUGGAUCUCAUCGCCCUCUUCGUGGGCUUCAUCUUCCCCUUCGUCGUCAUCACCAUCUGCUACGCCAUGAUCAUCCGCACGCUGCUGCGCAACUCCCUGCGGAAGAACGAGGCCAACCGGCGCAAGGCCGUGUGGAUGAUCGUCAUCGUCACCGCCACCUUCCUGGUGAGCUUCACGCCCUACCACGUCCUGCGCACCGUGCACCUGCACGCGCUGCGCCGGCGGGGCCCCGGCUGCGGGGAAGCCAUGUUCCUGCAGAAAGCCGUCAUCGUCACCCUGCCCCUGGCAGCUGCCAACUGCUGCUUCGACCCCCUCCUCUACUUCUUCUCCGGGGGUAACUUCAGGCAGAGGCUCACCACGCUGAGGAAGGUGUCCUCCUCCAGCCUGUCACAAGCCUUCAGGAAAAAGGUGUCUGUGAAGGACAAGGAUGAGGAACCCUUUGGAGAAAGCCAGAGGGAGAAUGGAAAGGCAGCUGUGGCUCCUUUGUAAGGAGAUUAAACUUUUCCCCCAGAGCUGGAUGGAGAUCUCCAAACUCUUCCAGAAGACGGGAUGGAGGCUUCCAAGCCUUUGUAGCACUUAAAUAACUGUGGACAGUCCCUGGUUUGUGGUACUUGGUGGCAGAGCCACUGCUGGGGCUGGGCAGCCCCUGAGACCCCCAGAGCCACGUGGGACAGAGCAGCCACCACCAACAAACCCUGGAGCUGCUGCUGAACUCCCAAACCCCUUCCAAGGCUAUAUUUGAGCAUUUGCUUCAUUUCACAACUUUCCAAGAGCGUUAAUUCCCCGAGCCAGUGGGAAAUGUAAACAGAGCCUGCAGAGCAUGGGGAGCUCCUGACAAACAGCAAGGGCAGAGUUUCCCUGGAUCUUCAAACAGUCAAGUUAUUUACACAGCAAGGCUGGGAUAAUUCCUGCCCUGCUCCCAGCUGCCUCUGGAUUUCGGUUUUUAUGAUCAUUAGAUGUGUUUUAGGCUCCCAGGGCUGUGCCUGGGCUGCAGAUCAGGAUGGGCCCCUCUCCCAUGCCAUGAGCAGCUUGAGAGGCUUUGGUGAGCAGCAGAUUUGCCAGGGUUUUCCCAGUUUCUAGAAAAAUCCAUGAGAUCAGUUGUAAAAUUGCAGUAUCCUACUGUGCAGGAUAACUUAGGAAUAAGGAUAAGAGGGAGCCUUAUUUCAGUGGGACUGGUCCUGAAGUGAUGGCAGCAGGACUCAGAAUAUCACUCCAGUUUUUGGGGAAGUUUUAGGUAAAAGUGGAGCUCUG